AUGGGUGAGGAAGAAGAAGAGGUUGUUGGUCGUGAUGAAUAUGAUUAUCUUCGGGAAGAAGAGGAAGGGGGGAAUGUUGUUGAGGGGGAAGUAGAAGCUUCAGCUGAAGAAUUUUUGGAUAGGUGGAAUAGAAUGAAAAAGAAGAAGAAAUGUGUGACUAGAAGAGGCAAUGUUGGGGAAGGUUCAUUUAUACUGAAUGAAGUUAGAGAUCAUGACAUGAAUGACCAAUACAAUAGUGAUGAAUUGGAUUCAAAUGUAGAUAGUGAUGAGGAUUUGAGGUUUUCAAAGGGGAAGUUUAAAAAGUAUAGAAAAGAUGAUAUGAACAAGAACUUUAGAUUUGAAUUGGGGAUGGAGUUCUGUUCUUUAAAGAAAUUUAAAAAUGCACUAUUGGAGCAUAGUGUAUUAAAUGGAAAAGAGGUUAAGUUUGUGAAGAAUGACCUCAACAGAGUAAGGGCAGUUUGUAAAAACAAAUGUGAUUUUCUGAUUAUGGCUAGCAAGGUAGGAGGCAAGCAAACAUUUAGGGUGAAAACCUUGGUUGGACGACACAGUUGUGGAAGGGUCUUUGGAAACAAAAGUGCAAAUGUGAACUGGAUUGCACAAGUAUUAGUAGAUAGGUUUGUAAAUGUGGCUAACAUGACAGUCAACCAAAUAAUUGAUGACAUUAAGAAGUCAUUCAGUGUUGGAAUAACUGCUUGGAAAGCUGGAAAGGCCAAGCAAAUUGCCUUGGAUUCUUUGGUUGGUGAUGGAGAGCGACAAUACGGUCGUCUAUAUGAUUAUGUGGGUGGAUUGGUAAGAGUGAAGGCUGGAACAUUUAAAAUUAAAGUCAAUCAACCCCAACCAAGUUUGCCUCCAAGAUUUGGCUCAUUCUAUAUGUGUUUAGAGGGUUGUAAGCAAGGCUUCUUAGGAAGUUGCAGGCCCUUCAUAGGGAUAGAUGGUUGUCAUCUGAAGACAACAUAUGGGGGUCAGUUGUUGGUGGCAGUGGGUAGAGACCCGAAUGACCAAUAUUUCCCACUAGCUUUUGCUGUGGUUGAAAAUGAAUGCAAAGAGAGUUGGAGAUGGUUUUUGACACUACUACUGGCUGAUAUUGGAGGCAUUGAUUGUCAACGUUGGGUUUUCAUCUCUGAUCAACAAAAGGGACUAAUGAUAGUUUUUGAUGAGAUCUUGGAAGGAGUGGAACAUAGAUUGUGCUUAAGGCACUUGUAUAACAAUUACAAGAAGAAGUUUGGUGGAGGAGUGCUUAUUAGUGAUCUUAUGAUGGGGGCUGCGAAGGCCACAUUUAAACAGGAAUGGGAAAAGAAAAUGGGAAUUCCUUGCAGGCAUGCUAUGGCUGCCAUCAAUUACAAACUAGAAAACCCUGAAGACUAUGUACAUCCUUAUUACAAGAGAGAGGCUUAUGAGACUUGUUAUGGCCCUGAAAUUAACACAAGGGCCACUUCAACUGUAGGAGGAUCUGGCAACACAAGAGCCACUUCCAGUGUAGGAGGUUCUCAACCAGAACCAGCUCCAUCAAGGUCACAAGGAGGAGCAACAUCAACAAGGGGAAGAACAAGUGGCAGUGGAGCAGGAGCUGCAUCAAGUGACCAAGGAGGAGGAACAUCAAAACGGGGAAGAAGAAGUGGCAGUAGAGCAGGACCUGCAUCAAGGCACCAAGGUGGAAGAAGAACAUCCUCACGACUAGCUGCACAACAUCUAGGGUCCCAAGCUAGUACCAAUUGA
Molecule: messenger RNA, 1716 nt
Organism: Vigna angularis (adzuki bean)
Lineage: Eukaryota; Viridiplantae; Streptophyta; Magnoliopsida; Fabales; Fabaceae
Exons: 5
Coding region: 1-1716 (571 amino acids)
Source: RefSeq, a predicted model, not a curated record